Molecule: messenger RNA, 3635 nt
Organism: Diatraea saccharalis (sugarcane borer)
Lineage: Eukaryota; Metazoa; Arthropoda; Insecta; Lepidoptera; Crambidae
Source: the annotation of a GenBank genome assembly
AUGCCAUCUGGAGUGAUUUUCAUCAUCUACAUACCUUCUAGUAACUAUGAGCAUAUUUUGAAAUUUGGCAAACCAAGAGAUAUAAUCUCCAUUGAAGACACUCAUGUACAAACUAAACCAUGCCGUCUAGAAGUUGAGUUGCGCAAUAAAAAAUCAAAGAGUAUACCUAUACAUUUGACGCAGCAGUAUUAUAAUAACGAAGGCUUCAAUCCUACUUUAGUUAACAUCAACGAAGACGACGAAUGUUUCACAAUGGAAAGUAUUCUGCAAGAAUUGUUGAAGAAACUCUAUGUCGAACACGUUGUGUGGGUGAGUGAUAAGACUGGGAACUACCAGGAGGUAAUGUUUCCACUUCCCACUGGAGAUCAGUGCGAGACUAUGUUGCAUUGUCUUACUCAACUCGGCAUCGGUGUCCGAUGCAAAUCCAUCGUAAGGCGUAACAGAGAAGAUGCGAAGCGCUGGCGCAGUUUCGUCGAAUCCAUCAGAUCGAAACUAACAGUAAAGCAAGUAGUUGAUGGUGUGCGCGGUGGCGGAGAGUUGUCUUUCGACUAUUUGACUCUAAUUAUAACAGCUGAAGGAAACGUAAGAUCUCUAUGGAUGGGCGUCCUGUGGGCUCUCACGUCAGGCACAGGAGUAGCUCUCGCUUUACUUCAAGGAAGCGCUGGACCACUGAUUGGGAUCGCAAUAUCAGCAUCCUUAUUACCUCCUGUUGUUAAUUGCGGAUUAUAUUGGGCUCUAGCCUGUAUAUGGUUAUUAUACCCGGAUGUAAAGAUACCUCAUUUAAAAGGAGAGUCAUACAUCGGCAAUUCUAGUUAUGUACCACUGUACCAUGACUACCUACCUAUUGAAUUUGCUGUAAAUGAAGUGGCUGCUCCGUACACAUCUACACCAGACCUUCGCCGCUUUUGGGAAAAAGACAUCAGAGUGGCGAGGGAAGCAAACCGAACUAAUUUACAGAAGGAAAAUGCUGAGGAACGCUCAGAAUUGGUUUUGGAAGAUCUUGAUCAAACCACCGAUGAAGACUUAAAACAGAAACUUGAAGCAGCAGUACAAGAAGCUUUGGACGAUGAUACUUACAGAAAGGUCCAAAGGAUGAGCUACCAGAGUCAUUUUGCUGAUGAGGUAUUACGUACAAUAGGAUUGCAACCUCGUGAUCCUACUUCUGCGAGGUCCAGCGUCGCGUCUACGCCACACUCAUACAAAGCACCAAACAAUAACAACAUAGCAGACAUUGCAGCAAUCGACAAGAUCCUAACUUCUCUUCUUGGAAUGAGAGAGAGCCAUAGAUCUUUUUACUCGCAUAGUGGCACACCAAGAUCAAGCAGACUUCAAUUCCAAACAGGUUUAACUCACAACAGACGAUCAGAGUCUUGGACUGAACGAAUAUUUGAAGAUGCUGUCGUGAACAGUGUGUUGAAUAAUUUGAAGGCAAAUAAGACCAAUUCACCUGACGAAGAACUAUUCCUGACUCCAAAAUGAAAUGUUAUAGAAAUCCUAUAAUUGUUAAUGUCAAUUAUAUAAUAAAUAGAAAAUAAAGUAAAAACUUUCAUACUUUACAACAUAUUUCACCUGCUUUCAUUGUUUCAUAUUAAAUCAAGUUUCCAGGAUGUGAAAAUACUUUAAAAUAAAAUUAGACUGUUUAAAAUAAAAUAAUUUAUUUUCUUUUAAAAUCAAUAAGGUAACAAUCUAUACAAACAUAUCAACAUUUCAUAAUUCCUACAACGUUAAAACUGUAUAAUUUAACUUUAUGGUAAAAUAUACCAUCUACUAUCACAGCACUUGUAUGUAUUUUAGCAGUUGUCCUCCUCACAAUGGAUGCUUACUAAUAAAUAUACCUAUAUACAAAGAUUUGGUUAGGAUGACUUCUUGCCAUUUUCUGAUUGUUUGGUCAUGGUCUUCAGAGAUUUAUUAUGUUUCACUUGUGAAGAAUAAAUAUCAUAACCCAAAGAUAUAAUAUUGUCAUAGAGUACUCUAUACCUAGUUGGUAAAAAAUAGAAAUUAAUCACUUGUGCCGGUGGCCAUACCAUCCACUCUGCAGUAUAAAGUGUGAGAAAUUUGUCCCUCACUUCCUCUUUGAAAUUUUGUAAUGGGUUAUCUUCGAGCAAUGCUAGACUCCCAAAAAACGUCAUAAUCAUAAUGGGUGAAAAUAUUAAUUGAUCUAGUAAUAAUUUCUUUAUAACCAUGUCGGCUGUUUUGCCAACAAUGAAUUUAUCUAAUAUUUUAUACCAAUAAUGACAUAGAACCCCCACUGCUGAGCCAGAGAAAGCCAUAUUUAAUGUCCUUUUUGCAUCAUACUCUUUCUGCUCUUUUACAUAUAGUUCAUAAGAUUGUUCUAAUGAAUCUCCUAAUGCUGACAGGCUGACAGAAAUGGUAACAUUGGUAUAUAAUAAAUAUUUGUCAGUAAAGGCCACCUUAACUACUCUUCUUACACGCUUUAGGUAUCCCCAGUUUUUUACAUUAGAUGUUAACUUUCUCCAAGACAUAAUUAGUGUAUGCAUUUCACCUGAAAACAAAAGAAAAAUAGGAGAUAAUAUUAAAUAUUAUAAGUAUUUUUCAGAGCAAACAUAAAAUAAAUAGAAACUCAAUUAGUUUUAUUUUACAUAUAACAAAUAAACACUUCAAAUCAAAUACUCAUAAUUGUUACUGAUGAGUCUGUUAUCAAACAUAUUAAUUUUUUGUCAAUCUAUACUGUGAUAACAUUUAUCAAAACUGGCCUUUAUUUUGAGAACUUUAAAAUUUUACUUACUUUAUAUAAACUAUUAAAAACAUAUUUUAUAUUAUAACAUGUUUCAAAGAAAUUAAACUAAUUACAUCAUGUAAAUACUGAAUAAUUUAUUGAAAACACUUGACAAGUAACAAAUUCAGUCUUAAAGUCUGCACACGAUCAAUUUUUUAAAACAAACUAUGCAUCAUUUUUAUUGCUUUUUUGAUAUUCUUUACUAUGCUUCACUUGUGAAGUGUAUAUAUCAUAUCCAAGGGAUAUUAUGUUAUCAUAUGCAACUCUGUACUUAGUAGGUAGGAAAUAAAAGUUUAUUAUUUGAGCUGGGGGCCACACUAUCCACUCUGCUUUAUAAAGAGUCCAAAAUUUAUCUCUGACUUCAUCUGUAAAAUUCUCUAAUGGAUCAUCUUCAAAUAUGGCCACUGUAGCAAAAAAUGAUAAAAUAAUGAUCGGUGAGCAAAUACAUUGGUCUAGAAUCAAUUUCUUCACAACCAUACCUAAAGAUCUGCCAAUUAUAAAUCUAUCGAGUACUUUAUACCAAUGGUGGCAAAUAAUGCCUGCAGUACCUCCUGACAGUGCCAUAUGAGAUGUGCGCCCUAAAUCAAUCUUUUCAAUUUCUUUAGUGUGAAUCUCAUAAUUUUGCUCCAUUAAAUCUCCCAUAGUAGAUAUACCAGUUGAUAGCAAAACAUUGGUGUAAAACAGAUAUUUACGACUAAAUGCAUCAUCCAUGGCCUGUCUGUAUGAUGCAUAAGCUUUGGAAAAUGCUCUUCUGAUUGUCAUUAGAUUAAAUAAAUAUUUUUCAUCUAGAACAAAUAAAUCUGGGUUGUAGAUCAGAUUCAACUCCAUUUCACAACAAUGUUUGCUAAUGGUUUCUAAAGGAACUAAAUAGUUACCUAAGUACUAAACUAUACACUGA